Molecule: messenger RNA, 1781 nt
Organism: Suillus subalutaceus
Lineage: Eukaryota; Fungi; Basidiomycota; Agaricomycetes; Boletales; Suillaceae
Product: FAD binding domain-containing protein
Exons: 11
Coding region: 1-1689 (562 amino acids)
Molecular function (GO): FAD binding
Source: RefSeq, a predicted model, not a curated record
AUGAAUUCUGUCCAUCCUCCCGUGUUAGUAGUAGGCGCUGGGCCAGUGGGUCUGGUAGCAGCGUUGACGCUCCUCCAGAACGGUAUCUCAGUUCGUAUCAUCGAUAAGGACCCCCACCAUCGCAUCGGACAGCGUGGUGCUGGAAUAUGGCCGCGCUCCCUCGAACUCUACAACUUCUUGGACGUUCCAGAAGUCAAUGGUUUGGGAAAACCAGCCCCUCCCGUCCGUUCAUACAAGCCCGGGACCUUGGAACCUCUAAAGGACUCAUCGAUGGUCCCGCCUAUGGAACCUACUCCAGCAAUACCAUUCCAUACCCCCAAAAUGAUGGGUCAACAGCUCCUAGAUGUGAUUCUGCGACGCCACCUAGAGAAGUUCUCUUGUUCUGUCGAGAUGGGCACCGAACUGCGCUCGUUCGAGCAGUCCGAUGAGGGCGUCACCGCUGUUUUGGCAAACAACGGCAUAUCAGAGACUUUUGAUACCAAGUGGAUCAUCGGCGCUGAUGGUGCUAAAGGCGUCGUGCGCAAGCAACUUGAGCUCGCAUUUUUGGGCGAGACUAGAGACGAUACCCGGAUUGUGACUGGAGAUAUCCGUUUGACGGGCGUUAACCUCGAUAGAGUGCAUUGGCACCGAUUUGGACACUUGAGUACACGAGGCGUCACAUUGCGUCCAACAGACGAAGUUGGCAAAGACGGCUGGCAAUUCUUCCUCUACGGCCACGAACUAGACAUACCGAAGAUUGCUCAGAGCGAAGAGCUUGUUUUCGAGACCAUCGCGUCGUUAAUACCAACGGAGAUUACAUUCAACAAGGUGGUUUGGAUGAGCGAGUUCCGGGCCAAUAUCCGGAUGGUGAAUAAGUUUAGCGAGGGUCGAGUGUUCGUUGCGGGUGAUGCUGCACACGUCCACAGCCCAACUGGUGGUCAGGGACUCAAUUCAGGUGUACAAGAUGCAGUGAGUCAGGUAGAUGUAGCAUGUGUGUUACAACUAAUCGCGCACCAGUUCAAUCUAGGAUGGAAACUUGCGCUCGUUCAGAAAGGCUUGGCUGACAAAUCUCUUCUCGAGACAUACAGCGCCGAGCGUCUGCCUGUGAUCUCCGAGAUGCUCGGGGUGACCACCUCAAUUCUCAAUAAGGCAAUGUCGUCUGGAGACCCGUCGGACGGACGAAGUCCCAUCCUCUACAUGCUCGGCAUCAACUGUCGAUUCAGCACCAUCGUGCUCGAUGAAUUUGUAACUUCAGUCGAGGGGAGGCCUAUCAACGCAUACGGAGUGCUUGACGAGGGGCAUCUGGAGGCUGGGGACAGGGCGCCUGAUGCGCCCAACAUGUUGCAGGUGGGGCGCGCAGAGCCUGACGAGACAACGCUUUUUGGUUUGUACAGACCCUGGUACCACACAGUGCUCGUAUUUGCGCCGAGUCUCACUGAUGCCACCCCGAUCUUGGGUGCCCUGGAGGCAUACGAUAAAAGUGUCGUACGAUCGGCAGUCGUUCUGCCAUCAUCAGCAUCAGUGACGCCUGUCGCAUCUCCUGCUGACCUCGUACUUGUUGAUCGGGAGGGCUAUGCUCAUUCGGCUUACCUCAUGGAAGCUGACCAGACGAAGGUGUUUGUGAUUCGGCCGGACGGAGUGGUUGGGGCGAUCGUUCAUGGUGCAGAAGGCGUAAAGAAGUAUUUCUCAAAAAUAUUUUUGAACGCGUAGUGACCCGAAUUUUCGUUCUUCACUUACGACUUCUACAAGCACAACUACAUUCCUGUAUACCCCAUGCAACGUAGCGUAUCGCAUUUGUAACU